ACAUAACAAUAAAGAAUAUCUUAUUAUUGUAUGCUAAUAGACGUGAAAUUUAAUCAUAAAGUAAUUAGUUAUAGGUAAUUCUAUGAAUGGUAUUAAAUCGAUAAAAUUAAAAUAUAGUUAGUUUAUACCUGUUCUCAAAGUAUAUGACAUAGUUGGAAACAUUGGAAAUUUGAUUAGGUGUAGUAAUAAUAAAAACCUGAAAAAGAUGUCUUGCACAAUGGAUGAAAGGACGAAACAAAGGAUUCUAGGAUUAUUUGGUAGAUCAAUGAACGAUUUGAAUGCAGAUGUACAAUUAGUAAAGAACUGGCUGUGUAAACAGAAUCACAUUCCGGAAAUACCAAGUAAACAUAUGAUCGAAUACUUUAUUGUGAGUAAUCGAUUUAGUAUCGAAACAACAAAGGAGAGAUUGAGUAUGUACUAUAACAUUAGAAAACUGUUUCCAAGUGCUUUUCAAGCAAUUAAUCCCAAAACAAAUCGAAUGAAAAUGGCUUGCAGUGCUCAAUAUGUUUUACCGCUACCCAAACUCGUUGACGGACUAUACAGGGUGAUAAUAGUAGGUUUAAAAGAAGGUAAAAGUGACAAAUUUGAUGCCGAUUGCAUGAUGGGAAAUGUAUUAAACGUAUACGAAAUAAGAAUGCAGGAAGAUCUCACUUACGAAGACGUCCUUAUAUUGGAUUAUCAAAAUUUACAUUUGACGCAUGUAAUUAGAACUACUCCAAGACAUGCGCAGAUGGUGAAACUGUUAUUAGAGAAAGUCUACAACAAUCGUUUAAAAGAGAUACACAUUAUUAAUCAUUCUAUACUGUUCAAUUUGUUGUUCAAAUUAGCACAACCGCUAAUCAGCCAGAAUUUACACAAAAAGAUCCACUUCCAUGAUUCGUUGUCGAGCUUAUUAGCUUAUAUACCUUUAGAUGUUUUACCAAAAGAUUACGGUGGUAAUGAAAAGUCUGUGGAAGAAUUAGAAGAGAUGUGGAAGGGGAAGAUGAAGAAAUACCAACAUCGGUUUGAUGAACUAGACGAAUUGACCAUAAAUGUCACCAGACAGAAGCAAUUUAAUUAAUUUAUAUUACAUUUUUAUAUUAUACCUAGUGUUAUUUUAAUACAUUAUUUUUUUAUUUAUUAUUGAUUAAAUUUAUCGUC
This is a messenger RNA of Psylliodes chrysocephalus, 1140 nucleotides long. The record is from the annotation of a GenBank genome assembly. NCBI's taxonomy places the organism in Eukaryota, Metazoa, Arthropoda, Insecta, Coleoptera, Chrysomelidae.